AUGUCUGCGUCUACGCUCGAUCUUUGCACCGAGCUUGUCAAGAGCAUUCUCUCGUCGCACAGACGCCAUGUCCCGCCUGCAGAACAACUUCUAGCCAGUACUCCGUCGCCGAAUGCCGCUACCACGGACGCGGGUGAGCCCAUGGCCGCCAGAUGUCUGGCAAGACUACCAACACCGAGUGUCCUACGUAGUCUUUUUCUGAGCAUGUUCUUUACAUCGCCGAUGCUCUUCAGGCCUGGUCUAGCAGUGUUCAAGACCAUUGCAAAUUCGAAAUCGCCAUUUCUCAGCCCGGAUAGGAAUCCGCUGCUACGGGCAUGUGUCAAGCCACUGGUGUAUGACCAAUUUUGUGCUGGGACGAAUGUCGCGGAGAUCAAGAAAACCUCGGCUGGCAUUAAGAGAUUGGGCUUCUCGGGUGUUGUGUUGUGUUAUGGCAAAGAAGUGCAGCUCGACGCCAACAACAAGCCUAUUGGCUAUGAUGGGAAGGGCUCCAGUAUGGAGGCCGAGGUUGACGAGUGGCGGGAUGGCAAUUUGCGAACACUAGCCAUGAUGGAUGCAGGGGAUUGGCUAGGUAUGAAACUGACAGGAGCCGGUCUGCACAUCACCAAAGCUCUGCUGGAUGGCGGACCUGCUCCAGCCAAGUGGGUUGAAGCUAUGGACGCUCUUUGCCAACAGGCCCGCACUCAGAACGCCAGAAUCUGGAUCGAUGCAGAGCAACAAGUGUUGCAGAAAGGCAUUGACAGGUGGGCGUUUGACGUGAUGAGACGCUACAACACAAGCACGCGAGCCCUCGUGUACAACACAGUCCAGGCAUACCUCAAGACAGCCCGUGACAAGGUACAACAUCAACUUGCAACUGCCUCGCGGGAGGGAUGGCGGUCAGGAAUCAAGCUUGUCAGAGGUGCAUACAUCAGCAACGACCGGAGAGAUCUGAUUCACGACACGAAAGAGGGGACGGAUAAGUCGUACAACAGUAUCGUGGAAGAUCUGCUCCACGGCAAAGGCUUCCCUGUUCUAGAAAAGAAUCCGAAUUUCGAGCAUGAUCUACUUCUCGCCGGACACAAUACUCAGACCAUUCGAGGGGCAGCGAGAAUGGCGAGCAGCCUUCGUUCAAAAGGUCAGCUGAAAGUCGUGCCAGAAUUUGGGCAGCUGCAAGGUAUGGCCGACGACAUCGGGUGCGAGUUGAUCCAAAGCGGUGAGGACGCACUGCGCGCUGACACCAACGCCUUCAUCCGAAAGUCUACAAAUGUUUGA
Messenger RNA from Cyphellophora attinorum, 1251 nucleotides. Its product is annotated as putative proline dehydrogenase, mitochondrial. The record is from RefSeq and is a predicted model, not a curated record. Bases 1 to 1251 code for a protein of 416 amino acids. The transcript has a single exon. NCBI's taxonomy places the organism in Eukaryota, Fungi, Ascomycota, Eurotiomycetes, Chaetothyriales, Cyphellophoraceae. Gene Ontology annotation, molecular function: FAD binding; proline dehydrogenase activity. Gene Ontology annotation, cellular component: mitochondrion.